GUCCCUACCAAUGCUCAUUUAACUAUCGUUUUCAACUUGUGUAUUAAUAGUUUGACUAAAAAUAAAAAUUUUGAAAGAUAAUUAUAUAUUCAUAAACUAAAGUAACCUACAUAUUGUCAUUAGUUAUUCAAAAUUUAAAACUUUCAGUGAAAAUGAUGAAAUGGCAAAUUAUAUCUAUUUUAUUCAUAAUAUCGUGUUUGAUAUUUAAUGAAGCGAUCCAAUAUAAAAUUGCGGAAGACAAACAAUUUAGCCCAGUAGAAGAAAGUACGACGAGAAAAGUUGAAGAAAAUAAAUACUUGGAAUUAUUAAAAAAUACUUAUGAAAAUGGAUAUAAAUUGGAUAAAGAUACAACAACGGCUGCUGCUGCUAAUGGGUAUUUAAAAUAUGCAGCUGCAAGUAAUGGUCAUUUAGAAUGCUUAAAAUAUGCUUAUGAAAAUGGUUGUAAAUGGAAUGAAUUAGAUAUUGUGAUAAGUGCAAUUACUAUAGGUAAUCUAGAAAUAUUAAAAUAUGUUCACGAAAAUGGAUACGAAUUCAAUGAACUCACAACUACUCUGGCUGCCAAAGGUAAUCUAGAAAUUUUAAAAUAUGUCCUUAAAAAUGGAUACCCUUCAUGUCCGUGGGAUGAAAAUACUUUACAAGUAGCGGCUUAUAAUGGUCAUUUAUAUAUUUUAAAAUAUGCACAUGAAAAUGAAUAUCCGUGGGAUGAAAGAACAACAAAAGCAGCUGCAAGGUCAAUUCGAGCAGCUGCAGCCAGUGGUUGUUUUGAUUGUUUAAAAUAUAUACAUAAAAAUGGUUAUAAUAAAUGGGAUGAAGGCACAACUAGAGCUGCUGCUGCAAGUAGAUGUUUUAAGUGUUUGAAAUAUGCCCACGAAAAUGGAUGUGUAUGGGAUGAGGGUACAACUCGAGCUGCUGCUGUAAGUGGUUGUUACGAGUGUUUGAAAUAUGCCCACGAAAAUGGAUGUGUUUGGGAUGAGGGUACAACUAGAGCUGCUGCAGCAAGUAAUUGUAUAAACUGCUUGUUUUAUGCUCAUUAUAAGGAAUGUAAUUGGGAUGAAGAUACAAUAGUUGCAGCAGCUGUUCAUGGUAAUUUAAAUUGUUUAGCAUAUGCUCGUAGACAUGGAUGUAAUUGGGUUGAAGGUACAAUGAGAGGAGCUGCAGCAAAUGGGCAUUUAAACUGUCUCAAAUUUGCUCACAAAAAUGGGUGUCCGUGGGACGAAGGCACUACAAGGGAAGCUGCUGCGAGUAAUUAUAUUAAGUGUUUGAUAUUUGCACAUGAAAAUGGAUGUAAAUGGGAUAACGGAACAACGAGUGGAGCUACUGCUAAUGGCAAUUUAGACUGCCUAAAAUAUGUUCGUGAAAAUGGCUGUGAUUGGGACGAAGAGACAACAAGACUUGCUGCUGCAAAUGGUCAUUUGUUAUGCUUAAAAUAUGCUCAUGAAAAUAAUUGUCCAUGGAGUAGUGGUACCAUUUCUGAAGCGACUCGAAAUGGUCAUACUGAUAUAAUUAACUAUGCUACCGAAAAUGGAUGUCCUAAUUAA
Molecule: messenger RNA, 1538 nt
Organism: Daktulosphaira vitifoliae (grape phylloxera)
Lineage: Eukaryota; Metazoa; Arthropoda; Insecta; Hemiptera; Phylloxeridae
Exons: 7
Coding region: 153-1538 (461 amino acids)
Molecular function (GO): protein binding
Source: RefSeq, a predicted model, not a curated record